Molecule: messenger RNA, 5051 nt
Organism: Strongylocentrotus purpuratus (purple sea urchin)
Lineage: Eukaryota; Metazoa; Echinodermata; Echinoidea; Camarodonta; Strongylocentrotidae
Gene: bag6
Product: large proline-rich protein BAG6
Exons: 24
Coding region: 117-4052 (1311 amino acids)
Cellular component (GO): BAT3 complex
Molecular function (GO): misfolded protein binding; polyubiquitin modification-dependent protein binding
Source: RefSeq, a predicted model, not a curated record
AUAUUGCUUACUAGAUCUAUGUGCGGAAAUCUGAUCUGAACACCAUUUUCAUUCAUGCGAUUCGAUUUCCUUGAGUUAGAGCUCUCCAGAACAUCGCAAGUUGAGACAGGAGCAGAAUGAUAGAUAUCACCAUCAAGACCUUGGACUCACAGACCAGGCAGUUCUCUGUAUCAGAGGAUCUGACUGUGAAGGAGUUCAAGGAAAAGAUAGCUGGUUCUGUGGCUAUCUCAGCAGGCACUCAGCGCCUCAUCUUUUGCGGCCAAGUUCUCAAGGAUGAGAAGAAGCUGUCCGAGUAUGACCUCCAUGGAAAGGUCAUGCAUCUGGUGGAAAGGGCGCCCCCACGACCUGCUACCACCACCAGCAGCGGGAGUGCCUCCCAGCAAGGCAGGGGCGGAUCCUCUACCACUAAUGCCCCCUCUCAGCAGCCUGGUCUCUCUGCAAACUCAAAUGAGGUCCAGAACAUUGUCCAGCACAUUCUUGGAGCUAUGGGAGACUUGGGACGCAAUGCCAGAGUGACAUCACAAGCAUCACGUGAUGGUUCGUCUGUGGAUGUACAUAUCAACCUUGGCUCUGUGCUACCUGCUGCAGCACUACACAGUGAAUCUCAUAUGCUGAUGUUCAACAUUCUCUCCAUGAUUCACCAUGCAGAUAAUCUCAUCAAUAGAUUAGAGACCCUCAACCCUACACCAGAGGGUGAAGCCAACCGACCAGCUUGCGAUUCCACCAGUCACGGGGCAUCGGAGCAGACAACAGGUCAAGGUUCAACAACACCUGCAACACCCGCUACAACAUCCACAACUCCAGCAUCAACGGCUCCAGCAACACCAACAACAAGCAGUUGGUCACCAAUGGAGGUGGACUCUACCAGUACUACCACUUCGGCAGCACCGGCAACCUCAGCCGCAACGUCUACCACAGGUUCCGGGAGUCGAGCAACGUCAGCCACUACUGGUACAAACAGUUCAACAAGCAGUGGUGGUAAUGCCCAGUCAACUGGCACACAGACACAUAGUUCAACUACCCCAGGCGCCAGAUAUCCUCGUAUUAGUACAUUGGUGGGAGGAUUUAAUGAAUUACAGCGGUUAUGGCGACGAUUCACUCCCCAUCUUGAGCGGUAUCAAGAGCUGAUGAGAACAGACCCAACAUUCACCACAACCGAGGAACGUGUGCAGGCGCAGACGUCUAUCAAUCUGUGUCAGCAGAUCUUUCACACCCUAGGUCACAUGAAUCAUGCUUUCUCUGAAUUCAUUGUGGACAUGAAUCAACCCACACCUAGACAUGUACGGGCUCCAGCACCACCAGCUACAGUCCCACCUAUGCCUAUGCGUAUGGGUGGAGCCAGUGCACAACCAGUCCAAGUUACAGUUCGAAACCUGAGUAGAGCAGCCCCAGCUUCGGCCCCAGCUCCAACCCCAGCUUCGGCCCCAGCGUCGGCCCCAGCUACAGCCCCAAGCUCUGUCUCGACAUCGGGCGGGGCCCAGCCACAAGCUGGUGCGCAGGCCUUUGUCACUGUCACGUCAGGCUCAGUUGGAGGUAGCAAUAACAACCAGGAGGAAACCACAACCUCCCCCUCCUCCUCGGCACCAGCAGGCCCAACAUCCUCCACGUCCUCAUCAUCAACAUCUGGGGCAACGCCCACCUCCACCACCACCUCCUCCUCCUCCUCCACCACGCCCCUCCCUACUGGACCAGGUCAACCAGUACUUGGUUUCACCCAGCUCCCAGCUGGGAUGUUUCCCCCUGGUCUGAUACCGGGCCUUGCUCCAGGGAUGCCUUUACCCGGUAUCACCAUCCAGAGAACAUCAUCAGGUGGAGGCGCUUUUCCUCACAACAUGAUGCAGGGAGUGGCCCAGAUGAUCAGCCAGCAGAUACAGGCUGCCAUUACCAGUUCCCAUCAACAACAGCCCGGCCAACAACAGCAACCUGGCCAACAGCAAGCCAGUCAACAGCAGAAUGGCCAGCAGGCACAGAGGACUCAAGCUCAAUCAGCCAUGUCGGGUAGUUCAACCACCCGCACCACACCCACGCAGUCUGAUGCUUCAGCCCCGACCAGCGAGCGUUCCACCGGUGGGGUGCACACCUCCCAAACCAACCCGGCCAGCAGCCCCAACCCCAACCAACCCUUCAACACCUUCAACCCCUGGGCACUACUCCAGUGGGAUCCACACCUCCCCUGUAACUCCAGGCACCGUGGUACGCCCCUCAUGACCGCUGGAAACACCCAGCAGCGCAGGCAGCCAGGGCAGCAGGGCAGGGCUGGGGAGCAAGGGGGCAAUGCUGCACCCCAUCCAGCGGGUCAAACUACGGCUCAGCCAGCGGAAGGUCAAGGAGUAGGAGCAAAUCAUGUCCACGCACUCCAGCAGAUGAUGGGAGGACUAGUAGGUGCUCUGGCUAACCCUCCCCCUGGACAGAGAGUUGUUGUCCAGGCCCAUUUAGAGAGACCCAACCAAGCCGGUCGAACAGUGCCCCCCACCUCCACCUCCACCACUGGUAGGCAGAGUACAGGAGGGGGGCAGCAGCAGCCCCCUACCACCAGCUCCCAGCCCCGGCCUGCAGGGCGCAGUCCCACAGGUGCAAGAGGAGCACCCCAGGUCUCUCUCCAGCAGCUCUCCAACAUGAUGAUGGCAAUCCAGGCCAGGGCUCUUCAAGGGGGUAAUAGCCCCACUGUGGAGCAAUUCCUCAUCAACCUAGACAUGGACCACUCCUUUGGUGAAGGGACUGUCUUGGAGCUUCUGGAAGUCCUACAGCAGAACCUGACCAUGGCGGACAUGAUGGCCUUGGUGACGGGUAACAUGGCUCCCGUAGGUCGUCUCAGGGGUCGUCUCCAAGAGUUUGUCAGAACAAGAGCCUUAGACGGGCAGGAGGCUACGCCGGAUAAUAUUCAGAUUGGAGUUACUAGGAUGAAUUCCGAAAUGGAACCAUUCAUAGAAGAAUUUACGAGAGAUACACCAAACCAACACAAUGUAGAUAUCAUUGCAACGAUACAGAGGAUAAGUAGUGAAGCUGCUACUCGUUUCAUCUCGUCAACACUUAAUGAAAGUUUACAGGACUAUCCCAAUGAAAUCAGACUCAUUAUGAAUAAUUUUCUCCAGCAAAUAGCAGCUGCCUUUAUCUAUGUACUAGGGAGUGAACAUGAUGCAGUCAGCUAUUUCCAGCUGAGAAUGACUGCCUAUCUAUCCCAAGGUAGCCCUGAGCUGAGUGCCUUUGGUAUGCCGAUCAUCCUAGCCAAUGUGCAGGCCUUCAUGAAUGCCAGGACGAUCACAGAGCAAGAUGUCAUGCCCUACAUGGUGUAUCAAGAGGACACUCCUGCAGUACCUCGAGCCGCCCAGGAGAGCGCGGCCAGAGUAGAAACAACAACCUCAAACCCAGUGCAAUCUACCCCAUCAUCCGUUGCUAUGCCAGUGGAUAGCUGCAGCAUGGCACGAGGCAGAGGUGGAGAGGAGGACAGGGAAUCAGAGAGCAGUGAUGAGACGAUGGAAUUUGAGGAUGCCAUUGAAGUGCAGGAGCCAGCCAGAGCUGUGCAAGACCCCUCCCCUGGAGCAAGGAGCACAGCACCCACACAGCAGCCAGCUAGACCAGCAGCAAUCCCUAUAGGUGGGCCCACAGCCAGACCAAUGAGGAGAAGCAGUCCAGCUGAAGCCCUGGCUAUGGAUGCUGAUAAUUGGCAAGCUCAUGUUGAUCCGGAGUGGAUACCCGUAAUCACGCAGGACAUCACUCGUCAAAGACGCCAGACCCCUCAGGCACCCCUCAGUGAUGCCUAUCUCACUGGCAUGCCAUCUAAGAGAAUUAAGCUAUCCCAGGACAGGAAACCAGCCGUAGGUCACGACACUCGACCCCUGGUCUCAAACCUCCUACAGAGGGCGGUACGCUCAGUGGGAGCUAGUCCUGUCACCAGUGAGGAGCGCUUCGCAAACGAUAUCCAGACAAGCCCUGGACUAUCGGAGGCGUGCGAUGAGCAGAUAAAGAGCGUCAUCAGGCAACGUCUGCGACAGGACCCGGAUUACGACGCCCAAAAGUUCCCUCAUACGGAGGAUUAUUUCCACAAGAAGUGAACUGAGAGACUUUGAGAUUCGAUAUAGACAUUGGAUCACGAGCACACCAUGAUGUAGCCAAUUUGACUUUAAGUUCUUUGAUCUAGUGCACAUGGAGAAUUACGUAAAGCGGUAAUGUGAUCGGUAUAUAAUGAUUAUUAUGUAAUGGUUUUACUUCUCACUCAGAUGCAUUUUAACACAUAAGACCCGGUACUAUACUAGUAGAGGGUUCUUGGUCUAGUGGAUAACAAUAUCUAAUUUCCUUUGGCAAGACAUUAACCAACAUUUGCCUCUCUUCACCCAGGUAUAGUUAGUGGGUAUCUGGUCAAUUCCUUUAAUGCUUGCAAUGCAUGAGCACCUUAUCAUGGUAGUUUGGCUGAAGCCUGGGUAGUAAGAGUGCAGGGCUCUAAAGUUCAUCACACACUAUAAAAUCCUCCUGUAAUCCCCAAAAAUGGUGAUUCUAAAUAAUGAUAAGAGUUCCAAUGAUAGGAACGUUAGUGUAUUUAUCUCUUCUACAUAUGUAGUCAGAAUAAAAGCAGAUUAUCUUCAAAUCGUAGACAAUCGUGCACGACUGGUGUGACGUUACUUCAAUUCUGAGCCGAUUAGCCUUUCUCUUCCCCAAGGAAGCUUGAAAUUCCAUGAAAUUUAGAUUUUAUUAACCAUAUAAUUAUUCAGAUUCUCAGUCAUUAUGAUUUUACAUGUUUGAAUGUUCAUGUCAAAAAUGCCAUUGCAAAUUCUUUCGAAAUCGGAUCGUAGUUUUGGAACAGUGCUGAUGGUAAAAUCUAUCCCCCCCCCCCUUUUUUUUGUUUGAGGUGAGGGGACUGGGUUAAAAAGUUUUCACAGGUUUCACUAAGACACUUUUCUUCAAUUUAUGUGUAUGUGUGACUGUUUUGGAAUUGUUUGUUUGUGUGUUAAAAUAAGUUGUAAUGAGAAGACCGGUUGAAAUCCAAUUCACUGUGUUAUCAUCAAGUUGUUCAAGCCUUCAAAGCACUGUUUUUAAAUGAUAGAUAUGAACACACA